Molecule: messenger RNA, 1312 nt
Organism: Papaver somniferum (opium poppy)
Lineage: Eukaryota; Viridiplantae; Streptophyta; Magnoliopsida; Ranunculales; Papaveraceae
Product: dihydrodipicolinate reductase-like protein CRR1, chloroplastic
Exons: 10
Coding region: 162-1067 (301 amino acids)
Cellular component (GO): chloroplast stroma
Molecular function (GO): 4-hydroxy-tetrahydrodipicolinate reductase activity
Source: RefSeq, a predicted model, not a curated record
ACAAACAGAAACCUGAGAAUCUAAUAUAUUCCCUAAGCUCAUAUAUGGUUAUCCUGGUCUACAAGAUUCAUUUCCCUCCGAACAGAAACUUACCCUUAUCUUGAAACAAAGAAAUGUUUUAUCCACUCACUGUAGUAGUAGCAGUAGAGCUCUGAACAAACAUGGCAGCUUUGAGUUUCCAAUUCCAAACCACGAGUUACAAGAGAAAAUUUCACAAGUUCAAAAUUAGGUCUUCGAUAUCUUCUUCUGCGCAGACCUCACAAAACAAUAUCAAGGUGGUGAUCAAUGGUGCAACUAAAGAAAUUGGCAGAGCUGCAGUUCUUGCAGUAACUAAAGCUAGAGGAAUGGAAGUUGCUGGCGCAGUUGAUUCUCACUUGGUAGGAGAAGACAUUGGAAAGGUUUGUGGUAUGGAAGAAGCUUUGGAAAUACCCAUAAUAAAUGAUAUCACUAUGGUCUUGGGUUCAAUAUCUCAAUCAAAAGCAACUGGUGUUGUCAUUGAUUUUACAGAUCCUUCAACUGUUUAUGACAAUGUGAAACAGGCAACAGCUUUUGGUAUGAAGAGUGUAGUCUAUGUUCCCAGGAUUAAGUUAGAUACGGUAACUGCGCUAUCUGCAUUAUGUGAGAAGGCCAGCAUGGGUUGUCUGAUUGCACCAACACUGUCAAUUGGAUCAAUACUUCUCCAGCAAGCAGCAAUCCAAGCAUCUUUCCACUAUAACAACGUAGAGAUUGUGGAAUCAAGAUCAAAUGCAGCAGAACUUCCAUCAACGGAUGCAACCCAAAUUGCCAACAACCUCUCGAAUCUCGGUCAGAUAUACAACAGAGAAGAUCAUUCAACAAAAGUAUUGGCACGAGGUCAACUUUUAGGGGAGGACGGAAUUCGUGUGCACAGUAUGGUUAUGCCAGGGCUUCCAGCCAGUACUAAAGUUUACUUCUCUGGACCAGGGGAGGUAUACAGCUUAGAACACAAUAUUACGGAUGUGCAGUGUCUAAUGCCAGGUUUAAUCCUUGCAAUUAGGAAGGUUGUGCGCCUUAAGAAUCUUAUCUAUGGCUUGGAGAAAUUUUUGUAGAGUACAUUAAGGAGACGGCAAGGAGAAGACAUUCUCGCCAGUGUUGCAACUUACCUUCUUAGCAAAGUGCAGUCCCCUAAUUGAAAACAACUUUUUAUUUUUUAACCGAUGUAAGUAAAGCAUAAUGAUGACAACUAGCAAACUCGUCCCUGAUGUUUCUCUUUAUCUUUUUCUAUAAUUUGAGGAAUUUGCUGCUAAUCAUAUUCAUGUAAAUCAUAAAUAUAUGAAUAAGAUUUCCUCAAAAA